AUGCGAGGUAAGGCCUCAGCUGGAUUUCUUUUUGACACAGAACCAAAAAGAUUAUUGCGUGCAAGACGACGAAAAGCUAGGCUGGAACUUUCAGAAGCAACCCCUAUCGUUUCUGAGUCUGAAAAAGAAGAAGCUGUUUCAGUUCAUUCGGAAGACUCCGAAGCCCUUUCUGAACCAAUGGCUGAAGCUCCACCACCUGCUGCGGAAAGACUUCUGGGUGAUUAUGGAGGUACAAAUGCUCCCACUGGAAGGUUAACAAUUAUAAACCAACCGCUCAAAGUUCACAAUUUCAAGAAGAAACUAGAAGUAAAUCUGAGAAACACUGGUGCUUCAAUAAAAAAUCUAGAAGUGCAAAUGAGUCAGAUUGCUCAACAACUCACAGAUUCUCAAACACCAAGUGCAUUACCGAGUGUUACAGUUACAAAUCCAAGAGAGCAUAAUAAUGUGAGUGCGGUAACCACAAGGAGUGGCAAGGCAAAAGAAGUCCCUGAAAAAGAUGAUGGCCAAGAAGACCAAUUGCUUGAAGUUGAUUUGGAGAUAAAAGAAAAUGAGGUUGUUAGUGAAGAGGUGACGGUACCUAAACCAGUGGUUAAAGAAAAAUUUAGUGAAUCAAAGCCGGUUGUCAAACUCCCUUUCCCCGCAAGAAAUAAGAAGAAAGAGCAACAUGAGAAGAACUUCGAGAAAUUCUUGGAGAUGUUCAAAAAGCUUGAGAUUAACAUUCCGUUCUUGGAGGGUAUGAAGAUUCCGGUAAAGAAAAAAGAUCGAGGCUCGGUAACUAUCCCUUGCACUAUCGGGGAUAGAUCUUUCAAAAAGGCCCUUAUAGACUUGGGGACAAGUGUGAGUCUCAUGCCGUUAUCCAUCUACAAGAGGUUGGGGAUUGGAAAAGUGCAAGAUACCAGAAUGACACUUCAAUUUGCUGACCACUAUGUGAAGAUACCUUAUGGAGUGGUGGAAGAUGUUCUGGUGAAGAUUGAUAAGUUUGUAUUUCCGGUAGACUUUGUGAUCUUAGAAAUGUCGGAAGAUGAAGAGAUACCACUCAUUCUUGGUAGACCAUUUUUGGAGACCGGGAGAUGUUUGAUAGAUAUAGAAGAGGGCACCAUGACUCUAAAAGUUUAUGACGAAGAGUUAAAAAUUGAUAGAGUUCUAAGUCUAUCAAUCUCUGAAGACACUCAAGAAGUUGAUGAAAAGGAAAUGGAAGUGUUAACUAUAAUGGCAAUACAACCGCCCUUUAAGGGAUCCCGAUCACCCCGAUGGGAAAACUUAAGGGAACCCCAAGUUGAGGAAAAGAAAGAUGAGACCAAGAAAGUGGCUGAGCUGAAACAAUUGCCUGAAAAUCUCAAGUAUGUUUUUCUAGAUCCCGAAAGGAAAUGCCCGACUAUUAUAAGCUCUAAUCUAGAGGUUUCUCAAGAAGACAAGCUUGUCAAGGUUUUGAAGAAGCACAAAAGUGCAAUGGGAUGGGCGAUAGAAGACUUGAAGGGAAUUAGCCCUACAGUGUGUAUGCAUAAAAUUCUCAUGGAGGAUGGUCACAAACCAGUGGUGCAACCACAAAGAAGACUAAAUCUCGUAAUGAAGGAAGUGGUUAGGAAAGAGGUUGUUAAACUGUUAGAUGUCGGGUUCAUAAGAGAUUUCUCCAAGAUAGCUAAACCCUUAACUAUCCUGUUGGUUAAGGACAAGGCUUUCAUUUUUGAUAAAGAGUGUGCCGUUGCUUUUGAAACUAUAAAAAAUAAAUUGGUGACGGCACCUAUUGUCAUUGCUCCUGAUUGGUCUCUACCAUUUGAGAUCAUGUGUGAUGCGAGUGACAUUGCAGUAGGAGCAGUUCUUGGGAAACAUAGAGAUAAACUGUUGCAUGUCAUAUAUUAUGCUAGUCAUGUGUUGAACCCUGCACAGAUGAAUUACGCGACUACUGAAAAGGAGUUGCUAGAUGUGGUCAAAGCCUUUGAUAAAUUCAAGCAAUAUCUGUUGGGUUCUAGAGUCAUUGUUUAUACUAACCAUGCUGCUUCGAAGUAUUUAUUUGCUAAGCAGGACUCUAAGCCAAGACUGUUGCGAUGGAUCCUGCUCCUCCAAGAGUUUGAUGUGGAAAUUCGUGACAAAAGAGGGUGUGAAAAUACUGUGGCAGAUCACCUCUCCCGGAUGUCCCCCGUAGAGGAGAAUGAGGAAAAGCGUCCAAUAAAGGAUGAGUUUGUUGACGAACACAUCCUUGCUGUUAUUGGAAUGCCUUGGUUCUAUUUGUGGGAUGACCCAUUUUUUUUCAAGAAAGGAGUAGAUGGGUUGGUCAGAAGAUGUGUUCCCGAAGAAGAACAGAGGGAUGUUCUGAAAGCUUGUCAUGAUUCUGACUAUGGUGGACACUUUAGUGGUGAUCGAACCGCUGCCAAAGUCCUCCAGUCAGGCUUAUACUGGCUGAUACUUUUCAAAGAUGCUCAGAAAGUAAUCAAAGAGUGCGAUAAGUGUCAAAGGAUGGGAAACAUCUCGAAAAGAAAUCAGAAGCUACAAAACCCCAUGCUGGAAGUUGAACACUUCGAUGUUUGGGGUAUUGACUUUAUGGGACCGUUUCCUCCUUCAUUUGGAAAGAAUUACAUUUUAGUGGUGGUGGAUUAUGUAUCCAAGUUUGGAGUGCCAAGAGCUCUAAUAAGUGAUGAAGGAACUCACUUCUUAAAUCACCUAAUGGAGAAGCUACUCUUGAAGUAUAAUGUAAAACAUCAGAUAGCCACUCCGUACCACCCGCAAACAAGUGUUCAAGUUGAAGUGUCAAAUAGGCAGCUGAAACAAAUCCUAGAGAAGACGGUUAAUGCUUCUCGCAAGGAUUGGGCGAGUAUGCUUGAUGACGCGCUUUGCGCAUAUCGUACUGCUUUCAAAACACCGAUUGGUACGAAUAUGUCUCGGCGAGUAGAAAAAAGGAAAAAUGUGGUGGAAUCAUCCCGUCCACGACAAAGGGCGAGAAGAACCCCGAAUGAGCACGACAUUAUGUUCGAGAACCUGGAGCACCAAAAGAGGUGGAAUGGAACGAAAAAAGAAUACUACGGUAUGUUGCAGUUUCGAUUAUUUAAUACUGAUAUGGAAUUGACUGUGGAUGAGUUAGGGAGGAUCUUAAAACUCCCAAUCGUAGGCCCUGGAGCGGUGUCCGAUACCUUUGUCCCGGCGGAAUUUUGGACCGCCAUACCAGCUUUUGCAGCUGACUACUUAGGUAGAGUUGGUCGCGCUACUUCAGGCGACAUUUCUGUUGGCGGCAUGAUUACUCAGAUUGCCGAUCAUUUUGGAUUUGGUGCCGCACUGGCUGACUCUCCACAGGUGCCAGGUAAAACCAAACUGGACAUGGCCGCCUUGAUCCAACAAUGUAUGAUUGCGGUAAAACAAGAUUAUUACUCUCUUAUUUUCCAAAAAGUCCAUGUCCUUGCUUUACCUGCUUAA
Lathyrus oleraceus (garden pea) is the source of this 3405-nucleotide messenger RNA. RefSeq lists its product as uncharacterized. The coding region runs from base 1 to 3405 and encodes 1134 amino acids. Lineage: Eukaryota; Viridiplantae; Streptophyta; Magnoliopsida; Fabales; Fabaceae. Gene Ontology annotation, biological process: DNA integration. The transcript has 10 exons. The record is from RefSeq and is a predicted model, not a curated record. Gene Ontology annotation, molecular function: nucleic acid binding.